Molecule: messenger RNA, 1215 nt
Organism: Clupea harengus (Atlantic herring)
Lineage: Eukaryota; Metazoa; Chordata; Actinopteri; Clupeiformes; Clupeidae
Product: E3 ubiquitin/ISG15 ligase TRIM25-like
Exons: 4
Coding region: 26-1135 (369 amino acids)
Molecular function (GO): zinc ion binding
Source: RefSeq, a predicted model, not a curated record
CGUGUGUGCCUGUGUGGUAGGUGAAAUGGCCAGUGCUUCAGUGUUUCAGGAUGAGUUCUGCUGUUCUAUCUGUCUGGAUCUGCUGACGGACCCGGUGACUGUUCCCUGUGGACACAGUUUCUGUUUGAAGUGUAUUACAGGCUGCUGGGAUCAGGCAGACCAUAAGGGUGUUUACAGCUGCCCCCAGUGCAGAGCAACCUUUACUCCUAGACCUGUUAUUCGCAGAAGCACAUUGCUGGCUGAUGUUGUGGAGAAGCUGAAGAAGACAGAAGUCCAGUCUGAUCACACGGCUCUUUCCAACGCCGGACCCGACGAUGUGGAGUGUGAUUUCUGCACUGGGAGAAAACACAAAGCCAUCAAGUCGUGUCUAACAUGCCUGGUUUCAUUUUGUGAAGUUCACAUCCAGCCUCACUAUGAAGUGCCUCGCCUAAGCAAGCACAAGCUAGUGAAUGCCUCCUCCCGGCUACAAGAGAAGAUCUGCUCACAACACCACAAGAUCAUUGAGGUGUUUUGUCGCACAGAUCAGAAGUUAAUAUGUAUGCUCUGUUCAAUGGACGACCACAACGAACACAAAACUGUCUCCGCUAUAGCAGAACGAACUAACAAGAAGAAAAAGUUGUUGGAGAUGAAGAGUGAUAACCAGAUGCAGAUCCAGCAGAAGGAGAAGGAGGUGGAGGAGGUGAAGGGGGCUUUGAAGUCUCUGCAGGCCUCUGCACAAAAAGCUGAUGAGGACACCGAGAGGAUCUUCACUGAGCUGAUCAGCUUCAUGGAGAAAAAACGCUCUGAGGCGAAAGAGUCGAUCAGAGCUCAGGAGAAGGCAGAGGUGAGUCGAGCUGAAGGACUCCUGGAGCAGCUGGAGCUGGAGAUCGCUAAGCUAAAGAACAGAGAUGCUAAGAUGGAGCAACUCCAGCCAGUUGAGGACCCCAUUGAUUUCCUCCAGAGUUUCCAGUCACACCUCACCUCCUCAUCUGUGGCUGAGAACUUUCCGAUGGUUACUUUUAAAACAACUUUCUCCUUCAGCGAAGUGAUGAAAUCAGUGUCUCCAUCUUUGAAAGAGAAAACAAAAGAGUUUCACCAGGCAAUACUUAAAGGUAGGUUUAUUUUCUUUCAAAAUGAAAAUGUCACAGGCCAGUGAUUCCUAGAAGCUAAGAUGGGCUGAGCAGAAUCUCAAUAAGUGUCAGGAUCCUGCUCUGUCUGUUUUGUGUUUGUCUAUUU